AUGCAGCUCCAGCUUCCGUAUCGUGAAUUGUUCUCGAGGCCCUCUAUACGAGUUUCUUUAUGUCAGGAUCCUCUCGAGCACCCAGAUGUCCAUUCGUUUGAAUGCCACUGUUGUCCAGACUUUUCAAAAUGCGGCCCUGAUAAUCCGGGGGUGACUCGGACAGAGAAGAUCGUCCCUUCUGUUCUCACGAGCUAUCAAGAGGAAAGCUCAGACCCUCCCCUAGACAAAAACACUAAAGUAUGCAUUAUCGGAGCUGGGGUAGCAGGCCUGUAUCUCGCGCUUAUUUUACAAGAUUUGGAGAUCCCAAAUCUUUCUUGGGAUAUCCUCGAAGCCCAUCGGGAUCGUAUUGGCGGCCGCAUUUAUACCCAUCGCUUCUCUGAGGCCCACAAUGAUUACUAUGAUGUGGGAGCAAUGCGGUUUCCGGAUAUACCCAUCAUGUCUCGGGUAUUUGAUCUCUUUCGCCGAAUGGAAGUUCCAUUGAAGGAAUUCCAUAUGCGAGAGAGAAGCACGAAAACAAAGGGCUGUGAUAACCCCAAGACCAGAGAUAGCCCGUCUGCCAAUCUUCUCGAUCAAUCUUUCGGCCCAUAUAAAAAGGUCAUGCAAAGGGAUUUCGUGCAGGGAUUCCAACUCCUGAUGCAAGCUGAUGCAAUGAGCACCCGCGAAUACCUCCGAGGAAACCGCAACUCCGACUUCACGACAAUCCAGGCUGCCGAGAGCAACACGACCGGCACCGGCACGUUUGACCAAGCCUUUUCAGAGAGCGUCAUGGACUCUUUCGACCUGGAUCAACACUUGACAGAGUCCGAUGAGAGCGGGUCAGGCAUAAAAUGGUAUUCUGUGGAUGGCGGCUCUUCUGUGGUGAUUGAGCGAAUGUGCCACCAAAUCAACAGAAAUAGCACCAUUGAGCUUGGGAAACAAGUUCGUCGCAUUGCUCUCAAUCGGAGCGCUAAUCUGUCGGUAUCAUGUGCAGGCGAGGAGGAGGCUCGCGAAGGGUAUGCGACGGUGUUCAGCACUGCCCCAUUGGCAUGCCUGCAGCGCAUCGACACUGAGUCACUCCACCUUGAUCCUAUUCAAAAGGAGGCAAUUCGGUGUUUGCGGUAUGAAGACUCUACUAAGGUGGGUAUCAAGUUCGCAUACCCGUGGUGGAUCGUAGACUGCGGGCUUCGAGGGGGCGGUAGUGCCUCAUCGACCCUCCCUUCACGGACCUGUGUCUACCCAUCGCAUAUUGCCGAGGAGGACUGGAACCAGCCAGCCGUACUGUUGGCCUCGUACACCUGGGGCCAAGAUGCCACUCGCAUGGGAGCUCUGAUCAGUCCCUCUGAUGGGGACGAUGAUGAUCUUUUAAAUCUUGUCCUCCGCGAUCUCGCCCAGCAACAUCGACAGUAUGGAAUCACAUACGAGAAACUGCAAAGCCUCUACCGGGAUCACCACGCCUUCUGCUGGGGCAAUUCGCGCUUUUCGUCAGGGGCCUUUGCGCUUUUUGCCCCGGGGCAAUUCACCAAUCUCUAUCCUUCCUUGUCCCUCCCAGCAGCCGAUGGCAAGUUCCAUAUUGUAGGGGAGGCCGCUAGUGUCCAUCACGGGUGGGUGAUUGGCUCGUUGAACAGUGCAUAUGCGGCGGUCUAUCGAUUCUUGCUUCGAUAUGGACAGAAACGGGCCAUUCAAAAGCUGGAGAAGAACUGGGGAACUGUGCAUGAGCUGGAUAUUGCGGGAGUUGUUCGCCUUGAUGCAUCAAUUUAA
Molecule: messenger RNA, 1737 nt
Organism: Penicillium griseofulvum
Lineage: Eukaryota; Fungi; Ascomycota; Eurotiomycetes; Eurotiales; Aspergillaceae
Product: flavin monoamine oxidase family protein
Exons: 1
Coding region: 1-1737 (578 amino acids)
Biological process (GO): amino acid catabolic process
Molecular function (GO): L-amino-acid oxidase activity; polyamine oxidase activity
Source: RefSeq, a predicted model, not a curated record